AACAUACCCGCCAAGUCAUCGUAUUAUCGCCAGCUGAAUGCGUUGUGGAUGUUCAAAUUACAUUAUCAGAGGCGUUUUUGGUUUCGUUUCGUUUUGAGCUAAUAAAUUCUGUAUCCAUUUUAAAAGAAAUUCUACACGAUGUCAGAAGAUGAAAUAUCAGUUUCUCCAGAACCUUGUCGAAUACCAGAAGAAAAGUUACUUCUUGUUUCAAGAACUGGAGAUAUUGAAGCUACUACUAAAUUAUUAAGCACGUAUGCUGAAGGGAAAAUAUGUGUUGAUAUAAAUUGCAAAGGAGAACAAAAAAGUAACCAUGGCUGGACUCCUCUUCACCUUGCUUCUUAUUUUGGACACGAAAAAAUUGCUGAUCUUCUAAUCAAAUAUGGAGCUGAUGUAAAUGUCCUGAAUGACACUGGAGACACGCCUUUGCAUAAAGCUGCAUAUACUGGUCGAGAGGAACUGGUAUUAUUAUUGUUAUCAAAAAAUGCUGAUGUAUUUAUAAGAAAUAGUGAAGGUCAGACUGCCAGAGAUAUUAGCAAGAAUGAAGAUAUCUGGAAGCUAUUAAAAGCUGCUGAAGUUGUAGAUAUUGAAAAGAAAAACUCAUUGCUUUUGCAUGCGGCACGAGAAGGUGAUACACAUGUUAUUGAAAAUCUACUGAAAAGUGAUCAUCCUCCAGAUAUAAAUUGUGUUGAUUCGUUAGGCAACACAGCUUUGCAUUGUGCAGCUUAUCGUGGAAAAAAAGAAGUAGCUAUUCUUUUGCUUCAAAAUGGCAUUAAUACAUCUAUCAAGAAUUUAAGAGGUCAGUAUGCUAUAGAUUUAGCUUUAAACAUACCAAUGAAGCAAAUACUUGGAGUUCAGCCUGUCAAGCAUUUUCAGAAAACUGCUUCACGUUUUGAAGGACUUUUAUUAAGAAAAAGUCGUUUUCUUCGUUGGAAGGAAGUAUGGACGGUGUUAGAAAAAGGUGUUAUGUCCUUUUUUAAUUCAAGGGCUGAUUCUACCACUGGGACAAAAAGGAAAGGCUAUAAGUACCUUGAUGGCGCAAGAGUUCUUUUAGAUGAAACUGAUGUUGCUGCAUUUACUAUAAUAUUCUCUGAUAAUGCUAGGCAAAGAUUUAAUGUACCCAAUGUUGUUCAUCAGCAAGUAGAUCGACAGAAAUGGGUAAAUGCAAUAACAGAGCAUAUUGAAUUCAGCAGUUAUUAUCUGAAACAAGGUUUAUCAGACUCUGACCCUGAAGAUGAAGAUAUCAUGCCUGUUGGCACAAUGCAAGAUAAACUCCAGACUGCUCAAGCUCAUUUGCAAAUAUUUGAAAACCAUGUACAGUCUCUGAAACAAACUGCAGAAUGCUACAGUGUUAGUAAUGGUAUUAAAUCAGAAUUUUAUAUAAGUGAAUCUCCAUCAAAAAGUCUGAAUAAUCAUUUGGAUAAUUUAGUUGAUUCUGCUCGUAAAGUAUCGUCCAGCCUGUCUCAUUGCCUCACAGUGUUUGCUCAGCAGGAAGAAGUCCGUAUGUUGCAAUUGAAACAGCAACAGGAAAGAUGCCGAGUUCUACAGGAUGCUUUGCAUGCUUUAGCCCAGGAGCACCAUGAAUUGGAGAAAUCUUUUGUGAGCCCUUAUGUAUCGCCUCCAAAUUCACCUCAUUAUCAAGAUACUGACUGUGAUGAAUUUUUUGAUGCAUUUGAAGGAGGUCUUAACAAGCAGUGAAGACUUAGUGUUAGG
Stegodyphus dumicola is the source of this 1710-nucleotide messenger RNA. RefSeq names its product oxysterol-binding protein-related protein 1-like. Lineage: Eukaryota; Metazoa; Arthropoda; Arachnida; Araneae; Eresidae. The record is from RefSeq and is a predicted model, not a curated record. Gene Ontology annotation, molecular function: protein binding; sterol binding. Gene Ontology annotation, cellular component: plasma membrane; cytosol; perinuclear endoplasmic reticulum.